AUGUCGUUCUCUGUUAGAACUGCAUUACGGCCUGCGACGGCCGCGCCUUUCCGGUGCCUGGUGGCUGCAUCUCGGGCACGAUGCGCCUUCAGCACUUCUUCCCUCCAGAGAAGCGACAAUGCCGGUUCGACCGCUGGUGAGCUCGGCGUCGGCGAGCUGCAGGGCGCAACGUUCAGGAUUGAGCCUCUGAGGAGAGUCGGCGAGGACGAUGCGACGAAGCGGGCAAGACUUCUCUAUCAAUCCCGAAAGCGUGGCACCCUCGAAUCAGACCUCCUGCUGUCGACUUUCGCAGCACAGCAUCUGCCCACUAUGACGACCGCAGAGCUGGACCAGUACGACCUCUUCCUGGACGAGAACGACUGGGACAUUUACUACUGGGCGACGCAGCGGGAGCCCAACUCGAGCACGAACCCUUCCGAGUUUGCUGCGCGGCGGGAGGACGAGGCGCUGCCCAAGGAUCCGCCCAAGGGCGAGUGGGCGCAGACGGUGGGCAACUUUAAGCCUGCGUACAGGCCGGUGCCGCAGAGGUGGAGGGAUAGCGAGAUCCUGGAGAGGUUGAGGGAGCAUGUGAGGAGGAGGAGUGUUGGGGGCGAGGGGACGGGGAUGGGGUUCAUGCCGCCUUUGGAGGGGUGA
Molecule: messenger RNA, 633 nt
Organism: Trichoderma reesei QM6a
Lineage: Eukaryota; Fungi; Ascomycota; Sordariomycetes; Hypocreales; Hypocreaceae
Exons: 3
Coding region: 1-633 (210 amino acids)
Biological process (GO): protein-FAD linkage; mitochondrial electron transport, succinate to ubiquinone; tricarboxylic acid cycle
Cellular component (GO): mitochondrion
Source: RefSeq, a predicted model, not a curated record